GCGCGGCAAAUGAUGACGUGUUGAGUAGAUUAUGCUUCUUUUUUUUUCUUUCUUUUGUAUAGGCAAAUUAUGCUCCUCAAAGAUAGAGAAGAAUUUUGGAGUGCACCAAGUGUUGGCCUCUAUCGUUUAUCAUCUCCUCACCCUGUCGACCAAUGACGAAACCUUGAUUCUGGCAAAUAAAAAUCGCAAACGCAAGAAUCAUACAGGAGUAGAAGCUGAUUGCAAGUCGUCCUGGUUAGACUAUUCAAAUAGAAUAAUCAAGCUACUGGGAGCGGGCUGCCAGAUGGUUCAUAGAUUUCGCAGUGUACAUCCGGACCUAUGCAUACAAGAAGUACAGCGUGUCUAUUUGUCAGGCCAAGAUCCAUCGGAAACAAUGUCGUUGACGAAGACACUUUCUGAAAGUAUUCGUAGAAUUACCUGCGCAUAGGCCUUAGGGAUCUGCAACAUAGAGGUUCCGUCAAGAGGCUGCUCUAUGACUUUGCAAUGAAUCGUAAAUCUAGGACA
Molecule: messenger RNA, 504 nt
Organism: Radiomyces spectabilis
Lineage: Eukaryota; Fungi; Mucoromycota; Mucoromycetes; Mucorales; Radiomycetaceae
Exons: 2
Coding region: 32-427 (131 amino acids)
Source: RefSeq, a predicted model, not a curated record